AUGCCGGUAGCCAUCAUAACUGGAGCAAGCUCAGGAAUCGGUCGUGCGGCUGCAGUUUUGUUUGCCAGGAAUAGAUAUCAGCUGUCGUUGAACGGUAGAAACGAGAGUGCACUUAAGGAAGUGGUCAAAGAAUGCAUUCAACAAGGAAUUACCGAAGAUGAUGUUGUGAUCAGUUUUGCUGAUCUCGCGGUUGAUAAUGCUCCUAAGUCUAUAGUCGAUAACACACUGAAUAAAUUUAAUAGAAUAGAUUCAUUGGUGAAUUCUGCAGGCAUACUAAGAUCUGGCCAGGUGCUCGACUCAGAUAUAUCCGUAUACGAUGAAUUGUUCAAUGUCAAUGUGUUCAGUCUUGUCCGUCUCACACGUGAAGCACUUCCUCACAUUAUCCAAUCGAAAGGUACAGUUGUCAAUGUGAGCAGUAUAAAUGGUCCUUGUCCCUUUGCUGGUGUCGCUUAUUAUUGUAUGUCCAAGUCAGCAGUGGAUCAAUUCACCAAAUGUCUUGCUCUUGAGAUGGCUCCUUAUGGUGUGCGGGUGAACGCCGUUAAUCCGGGAGUCACCAUUACGAAUCUACACAAACGAGCUGGUCAAGACGAAAAGACGUAUGCAGCCUUCUUGGAGAAGAGCAAGACCACUCAUGCACUUGGCAGACCAUGUGAAGCGAAGGAAGUUGCAGAAGCAAUACUUUUCUUGGCUUCUGAAAGAAGUUCAUUUACAACUGGACAACUGCUUAGAGUUGAUGGAGCUUCGUCGGGAAUAGGAAAGGGUACUGCUGUACGUUUCGCUCGUGAAGGAUAUGCGUUAUCGCUGAGCGGUCGAGACGAAGAAGCGCUGUCCGAAACAGCCAAAUUGUGUAAGGAAGCUGGAGCUGCUGAUGUGAUUGUCACUGCUGGUGAUCUUUGCAUUCAAUCGAAUGCCCAGAAGCUUCUUGAUAACACCAUAAAGCAGUAUCAGCAUGUUCAUACUCUGGUAAGGCACUUUGUUAACCGGACGACUUUAACCUUACUAUAUGGAACAGUGUACUCGUUCGCGUUCGAAAUAAUAACUGCUGUUCAAAUAGAAAUUCAUAAUCAGGUGAACGCUGCAGGAAUAUUGGUCAGUGGGAAUGUCAUUGAUGCUGAUUUAGACUUAUUCGAUCGCCAAAUGGACGUUAAUGUAAGAAGUGUUGUCCAACUGACAAGGCUAGUUCUUCCCUACAUAAUAAAGUCUAGAGGAACGGUGGUGAACGUGUCAAGCAUUACAGGACCGUGUGCUUUUGGUGGAGUGACCUACUACUGUAUGUCGAAAUCAGCCCUAGAUCAGUUCACGAAAUGCCUAGCUCUUGAGAUGGCACCCCAUGGAGUGCGCGUUAAUUCUGUGAACCCAGGCGUUAUAGUUACCAAUGUGCACAGGAGAUCAGGCAUGAAUGAAGACAGUUAUCGAGAGUUUUUGGAAAAAGGAAAAACUACACAUGCACUUGGACGUGUAGGUGAAGUAUCUGAAGUGGCUGAGGCUAUUCUGUUUCUCGCUUCUGACAAGAGUUCAUUCACUACGGGCGAACUACUGAGAGUUGAUGGUGGAAGAGGAAUUAUGCAUCCACGCUAA
Molecule: messenger RNA, 1578 nt
Organism: Angiostrongylus costaricensis
Lineage: Eukaryota; Metazoa; Nematoda; Chromadorea; Rhabditida; Metastrongylidae
Source: the annotation of a GenBank genome assembly